Messenger RNA from Podarcis muralis (Common wall lizard), 1590 nucleotides. RefSeq names its product SPEG neighbor (gene SPEGNB). The record is from RefSeq and is a predicted model, not a curated record. NCBI's taxonomy places the organism in Eukaryota, Metazoa, Chordata, Lepidosauria, Squamata, Lacertidae. Gene Ontology annotation, molecular function: protein binding.
UCUCUCUCUCUCCCUACCUCCCAGAUAUUGCUGGACUACAACUCCCAUCACUCCUGACCAAUUGGCCUCCAGCUCCCACAUCCAACAACAACAAUAUGAGGGGCGCCAUUUUCCCCACCUAUCCCUGACACAUCUGUCUGCAGCUUCUACUCUUCCUGAAACUGCCGCUAGAAAUUCAGCAUAAACCUCAGAUGGGGAUAGAAAGAUUCCUGACUGAAUAGGCACUGCCCUAAAAGAUAGAUAAAGUCCCCUCCCUGGCAAAGGGGGGGGGAUCGACGCCUUCAGUUUUCACUGACUGACUCACCGGUGCUAGAGUCAGGGAUGGCUGUACUAGUAGGCCGAGCGAAACUUCCUCUCAGGCAGCUGAUUCAGAGUUUGCUGAAAGGGCAGCACAUUUAUGUCAAAAGCUGCACCCAAGAAACCAGCAGCAGGUGCUGCAGCCCCUCCCCCUGCAGGAUUUUCCCUGGACAUAAAUGACCCUCAGGUGCAGAAUGCUGCCAUCCGCAUCCAGGCUUCCUAUCGUGGGCACAGGUCCCGCAAGGAAAUGAAGGAGAAGGGCCCCCCGCGGGUGCUGAAGAACCUCACAGACGUGAUGCUGAUCGAGGGGAGCGCAGCCAAGCUGGAGUGUCGCAUCAGUGCCUUCCCUGACCCCUUCAUCCGCUGGUCCAAAGAUGGUGCGGAACUCAAGGACGGGCCCAAGUACCGCUAUGUCUUUGAGGACCCAGACAUCGUCGCCUUGGUGGUCCGUGAUGCUGGCCUUCCUGACCUGGGCAAGUACACCAUCUCCGUGAAGAACCCCUUCGGAGAGUGCUUCGACUCGGCACGUCUCCUCGUGGAAGUGCCUGCCAAGAUUCAGAAGGGCCCAGACAGCACAAAAGCCAAGAAAGGCAGCACAGUCAACCUGACAGCCCACAUCAGUGGGGAGCCCGCACCUGAUGUUGGCUGGGCCAAGGAUGGCGAGGAUAUCGAAGAGGACGAUCGCAUAUACUAUAACAUCGGCAGUGACUCAACAACUCUCACCAUCAAAAAGGUGUCGCCGGCGGAUGCUGGGAAGUACGAGGUCUUUGUGGAGAACAGCCUGGGCAUGGACCAGUCUUUUGCACGCCUUGAUGUGAUCUGAGCUCCUGCCUCCCCCUGCCUCCUGUACAGUUCCCCCCCACAAAAAGAAACUCUCUGUCAUUGCAAAGUAUGGUCCAGGGCCAUUGCCCUGGAGAGAAGGCUGGGGAAAGCAAAUUAAGCCCUGCAAUGGCACUGUAGGGAUAUCCUGUCCUGUCCCUCCUAAGACGCAAUAGGGAGUCCUUCUCUCAUUGCCCCUUUGGCUCUCGCCAAUGUCAUUCUGCCAUACCUUUCCUGGCAAGAGUUCCCCACUGUGCCCCAGGGCUGAAUCCAUUUCUUGGGCAGGUGGGUCCCAUCUCCUUGCAGGCUAACCAUUUUGUGCAGCCAUCGCUGAAAUGCCUCCACUCCAAGGACGCAGAGGGGCUGUGCGGUCCUCCCAUCGGCAGCACCCGCUUUCCCCCAGCACUUCAGAGAUUGUGAACCAUCCCAGAAGCCUCCAGAUUCUUCCUGACCUGUUUUCUUGCUAUAUGAACU